This is a messenger RNA of Mucor mucedo, 1452 nucleotides long. Its product is annotated as GDSL-like Lipase/Acylhydrolase-domain-containing protein. Lineage: Eukaryota; Fungi; Mucoromycota; Mucoromycetes; Mucorales; Mucoraceae. Gene Ontology annotation, molecular function: hydrolase activity, acting on ester bonds. Bases 196 to 1362 code for a protein of 388 amino acids. The transcript is spliced from 5 exons. The record is from RefSeq and is a predicted model, not a curated record.
GGCAAACAAUUUUUUUUUAUUAUUAUUAUUUAAUGGAACCAUCAGAAGCGAAUGAAAUGAUCCCAGUGACUGACAAUAAAUUGAUCGCUCGCUGCCUUCAAAAGUCAAAUCACGUGUACCUCUUGUCGGCUUGAUUUGGUUUGGUAUUAAAAAAUAAUUAAAGGGGGACCACCUUCCCUUGUUCAUCAUUUUAACAUGAAGUUCAAUCUAAUCUCGUUCAUCGCUCUUCAACUGCCUGUCAUUAGUCUAGCUGCAACAGUUAAGAACCUGGUAGUGUUUGGUGAUUCCAAUUCAGACGUUGGAAAUAGUCAAAGGUGGUCUGAUGGAUCAUUAUGGAGCGAAUAUUUAGCAGCAGGAUGGAAUGCAUCCUUAUACAGUUUCGCUUACAGUGGAUCUGUGUGUGACAAUGCAAUGUUUAAAUCAAUUGAAGAUAAAACACCCAGCUUAAAAGAUCAAAUGGAAGCAUAUUACAACUUAAAUUUAAAUUUAAAGCCAGAGGAAACCGUUUAUGCCUUUUGGUUUGGUGUACAAGAUAUUUUUGAAAUGUCAAAACGUCAUGGACGUCAGGAACCUGAUUAUAAGGAGAUAUUGGAAUGCAUUGGACAACAACUGAGAAUGGCACGCAAAGCUUUCUUAUCCAAUCGCUAUAUCGUAUUAAAUAUCGCACCACUUGGACAUAUGCCAUAUUAUCAAGAUACAGUGGUAGCAAUCAAUCGAACACAAGCAGCAGUGGAUAUCAACCGCGGUUUGGAGAAAGAUGUAGCGAAUAUGAAUAAACACCAUCACGCAUUAGAAAUGGAUUACGUUGAUAUUCAUUCAUUAGUUAACGAUAUCAAUGUCGAUCCAGUCUUUUUUAACUUUACAAGUGUAUCCAAUGCUUACCUUGAUGAGUGUGACGGAGAUUCUUGUAAACCCAAGGAUUAUCUCUGGUGGGACAAGACCCAUUUUACAACAGCCUUUCACAAACAGAUUGCUACAAGUAUUCUUGAAGCAGAGUCCUACAUGCCAAAAGCAGAAUUAACAAGCUCGAUCGUGAAACAAUUACAAAAUGUAAAGUCUAGAUUCCGUUCAAAAAAAUAUGCUGUACCACCUAAUAAGGGAGUUAUUGAACAAGUCGCUAAGCUCUAUGAUAUUAAAAAGUCAGUACCUGUUAAACCAUCACAGCUACCCUUGGAAGAAGAUAUGGAGGACUAUGAACAAUCCACAAUCAACCAGAACAAUACAUAUGUUGGAUUAUUUAUCGUUAUUUUGAUAGUAGGCGGUAUUAUUGCCUGUAUCAAAUUCCCAAAUUCGCUCAUUUCCAAUUGGAUUCGUAACAAGGGUCGUGGAAAGUUUAUACCCGUGAGAAGUGAAGAUGUCUAAGUUCUCGGCCAUCCAAGUGUAUAUGUAUAUAUUUAUACAUACAAAAAACAAACAAAUAAUUUAAAUAAAAUUAGAUAUUUUUAAACCAUA